Messenger RNA from Asterias rubens (European starfish), 1630 nucleotides. RefSeq names its product mitochondrial import inner membrane translocase subunit Tim13-like. Lineage: Eukaryota; Metazoa; Echinodermata; Asteroidea; Forcipulatida; Asteriidae. Bases 70 to 351 code for a protein of 93 amino acids. The record is from RefSeq and is a predicted model, not a curated record. The transcript is spliced from 3 exons.
UUGAGACCGGUGGAAUUUUCACGUGCAAGUCGACAAUACCGGCGAAAAAAUAAUUUCCAGAAGGGAAAAAUGGAUUUUUCUUCGCAACCUUCAGGUGGUAAGCUGGACAAUGCCCAGCGGGGACAGAUUAUGGAUCAAGUCAAGACGCAGAUUGCCUUGGCGAAUGCUCAAGAACUUCUCCAGAGAAUGACCGAUAAAUGCUUCAAGAAAUGUGUGAACAAACCAGGCACCAAUUUAGAUUCCUCAGAACAGAAAUGCCUAGCCUUCUGUAUGGAUCGAUAUAUGGAUGCUUGGAACACGGUCUCAAGAACGUACAAUCAGCGGCUACAACGAGAACACCAUAAAAUGUGAUAAAAGGCUCGCUGUAAUCACACCUGUCCCUUCACCGUUACUGCCCCAAUGCGAGGCAUCCCUCAACAGAAAUGGAAUAUCUUAGAACUCAAGGGAUGGAAGUCAUUCUAGGGAACUCCUUGCCUGACGGGGCUCUUAGAUAACUCGGAGGAUAGAUUUUGCUUUAAGAACUUGUCUGGUGUUUUGGACAAAUAAUUGGUUGUCCAUAGUUUUUUAACUACCUUCAGUCGUGAAAGGAUAUAAAUGGGACUGAAUUUCUGCAUUUUUUUUCUUACUGUGGCUAAGCAUUGUAUACAAAUAGUCACAUGGUGAAAUCUGGACUAUUCCAAUUCAGGAGGUGAAACAGAGUGAAAUAGAAAAGAGAGUUUUCACAAAGUGAUUAUUAUAAUUCUGGAACAAUGCACACAUAAAAAUAUUUUAAAAUUUGUUUUAUAUUACUCACACACAUACAUGUAGAUCUUCAUCAUUUGAAUUAAUUUGUUAGUUUUGUUUAAUUUAAUUUGUUGUUUUUCACAGUUAACAUAAAAUAGACAUUGAAACUCAUCCACCCCACACUCUGAAAAAAACAAAAACAUUCUCAACAAAGUGGACUAUUCCCAAGAAUACACCAACCAAAGGGCUGUAUAUGAUUAUAAUAUCAGCUACAUGUAUAAAUUAACUAUCUUGUUGUUUUCAACAAUUUCUAAGUUGAACCACUAGAGACAAAACUACUUUUUAAUAGAUGUUAAAUUUGCAUCGGGGAUAAAGAAUAUUAAUUUUGGUUUUUUUACCCAUACACCGAUGUGUGUUAGCACCUUUUUGUUAGGCCGAAUUUUUACAAUAAUCAUGGAGCAACGAAGAUGUCUUAGUGUUCUUCAUUCAUGUUUACCAUGAUGUUGAUAAAAUUGUGAAUUUUCUAGGAUAAAAUUGAACAGAUGGAACCCACAGGUUCAAGUAACUCAAUGUUGUACCAUCCUGUAAUUAAGUAACGUUUUCCCAAGAAAACUUACUUACAAAUUAGAAGUAUUGUGUUUUAAUGCACUUUUGUUUGGAUAAAAUCAGAAAUUAAAGUAUACACUCACUUUUUUUUAAUUUAACAAGGAAUAAAAGUAUCAAGAGUAUAAGAGAUUGAUACAUGUAUUAUAGAUGAAACAAAGCUCAUGUGAAUUGUUAUUGUUUCUUCAUUUUGUCUUUGUAGGAGUAGCAAUGAUUGCUAAUUGGGGUUAUUUUACACGUGGUUCGUCUUGGACACGUUUGGUAAUGCUGUCAAAGACCAGUACAUGUGUAUUACUACUUAGUG